AUGAUGGGACGAAUUAUCUGGCCGAUCAGUGUGUUCACUGGGAUUUUUGUGGUUGCCGUUGGUGUUGCCGCAGCUUUUUGGGGAGGUGAUGCCAUCAAGACGUUUGUCGAGGAGUGGAUGAACCAGGGUGGAGCUUCUUUCCCUAUUCUGCCUGAUGGGACUAUGGUAACUGAGGAAUUGGGGGUGUGGAUGGGCGCGCUGGGUGAAAAGAUGGAACAGACAGGUGUUCCUCAUGGGCAAUGGUUCGAUGUAGUGAUUGAGGCGUUACGUCGACGGUUGGAGACUUUUUGA
Molecule: messenger RNA, 291 nt
Organism: Marasmius oreades (fairy-ring Marasmius)
Lineage: Eukaryota; Fungi; Basidiomycota; Agaricomycetes; Agaricales; Marasmiaceae
Exons: 1
Coding region: 1-291 (96 amino acids)
Source: RefSeq, a predicted model, not a curated record